AGAGGAAGUUCAGGAAAACUGUGUCCGCUGGAAAAAGAAAUUCACCUUUGUGUGUAAAAUGAGUGCCAACCCAGCUACAGGACUCCUGGACCCCUGCAUCUGCCGAGUAUCUGUCCGUAAGGAGCUGAAGGGCGGAAAAACCUACUCAAAGCUGGGCUUUGCUGAUCUAAAUCUGGCAGAAUUUGCGGGCUCUGGAUCUACUGUCCGUUGCUGCUUGCUGGAAGGAUAUGAUACUAAGAACACCCGACAGGACAACUCCAUCCUAAAGGUCACAAUUGGAAUGUCCCUGCUCUCGGGGGACCCCUGCUUCAAAACGCCGCCUUCCACCGCCAAAUCCAUCACCAUACCGGGGCAGGACUCGACCCUGCAGCUGACCUGUAAGGGCGAGGGAACCACAAGCAGCAGCAGCAGCAGUUCAGCCACGAUUGGAUCUCUGCGUCAGACCAAGCCAAGAACUGCCAUUCUCAGCUCGGGUGUCCCAGAAGAACCAGAUCAGAACCUGUCCAGCCCGGAGGAAGUCUUCCACUCGGGGCACUCGCGGAACUCCAGCUAUGCCAGCCAGCAGUCCAAGAUCUCCGGUUACAGCACGGAGCACUCCCGUUCUUCUAGUAUGUCCGACUUGACCCAUCGCCGGAAUACCUCCACCAGCAGCAGUGCGUCCGGAGGGCUGAGUAUGACAGUGGAAUGUCCUGAGGGAGAGCGGGACCACAAGCUAGAGAAGCCACCUCGCCCCCCCAGACCAGCCCUUCUGCUGGAUAGACCCUCCCGGAGGAAAAAGGAUUCAGUGGAGAGUCACCCAACCCGAGUGGAUGACACCAGGAUCGAUGCUGAUGAUAUAGUGGAGAAAAUAAUGCAGAGUCAGGACUUCACAGAUGUCAGCAAUACUGAAGACAGUAACCUGAGGUUGUUUGUGAGCAGAGACGGAACAACUACCUUGAGUGGUAUUCAGCUGGGAAACAGGGUCUCAUCUGGAGUUUACGAGCCAGUGGUGAUUGAAACCCACUAAAUGUGAAGAACAGGGUAGAGCUGCUGGAAACAGGCCCCCUACCCAGUCCGCUGCCACAUGGAUGCCAACCUUUACCUCUCUUCAUGCAGCAUUCCAGAAGGGAUUUCUCCACACCCCUCCCCGUACAUUUGCACUGCAGAACUACUCCGAGACCACUCCAGAUCAUGCACUUUCCCUGCGUUGGCAUUACCCUUCUCCGCUUCCUGGUUCUUCCAGUGCCUGCCUUCCCCCUGUUUCUGAUCAGACGCAAGGUGUCUGUUGAGCUUAUCCUUAGUCCUAGAGGAUGUUGCUCACCUGCAUCCUUCACUCCACCCAUUCACUUGCAACAGGGGACUUCUCAGCUUCGUUCUCCCCAAAACGUUGGGUUAUACCACUGUGAACUCUUCAAACCACUGGGGGAGGGGGAAACCAUUCUAACCAAACCGAGAGCUGCUUGUUGGUGACACGGUG
Balearica regulorum gibbericeps (East African grey crowned-crane) is the source of this 1456-nucleotide messenger RNA. The record is from RefSeq and is a predicted model, not a curated record. Lineage: Eukaryota; Metazoa; Chordata; Aves; Gruiformes; Gruidae.